This is a messenger RNA of Miscanthus lutarioriparius, 2562 nucleotides long. Lineage: Eukaryota; Viridiplantae; Streptophyta; Magnoliopsida; Poales; Poaceae. The record is from the annotation of a GenBank genome assembly.
AUGGCCGGCGUCCUCCAUGACGCGCUUGGUCUCCUCCUCAAGCUCCUUGGUUGUGGCCUCACGUGCCUUAGGGGAGCGUUGGCGCUCAAUGUUGGCGAGGCAGAUGUUGAACUUGGCGAAGUUCGCGUUUAUCUCGUCAAAGCGGCUGCUCAUGCUGGCGGAGAAGAUGGUCAUCAUCUUAUUGAUCUCGGCGAUCAUGGUGUAGGUGGAGAAUUGAAUAGUAUAUUCUCAGACUCGAUAGCCGGCUCAUUGCAUCAGGGCUCCACGAUCAUGAAUAAUCCUAAUUGUACUAUCCUGUGGGACAACUACAACAAGCUACAGCCUAUAUCUCUUCACAUGAGAACGAAAACGCUCCGAGCGAGCAUGCUCAUGUUGUUGGACGCCAUCUUGAUGGGUGUGGUGGUGGUUAUAGGCGCCUACGCGCCGCGGCAUCGCCGACAUCCAGUGAUCGGUGCAGUCUUUCUGGGAGCCACCACUUUAUUCCUCCCCAUCGUUUCCAUCAUUGUCACCAACAUUGAAAGCGUUCAUGACCUCAUCGUAUCUUUACUCACAGAAGUUGAGUGCGAUGAUACGUCGCACCUCUUCCUGGUCUUUGCAUGGACAGGAGUUGUGGUAGCCAUUGGUAUCAGUGCAAGUGCAGUAGUUGCUGGUGAUGCAAGAGAAGGUAGAAACAAUGCCCCGCCUGUAAUACUGUUGGUUAAAGCAAGCUGGAGUGCAUACCUCACAUUCUCAUCAACAACCCUGUACACGAGUACUGCUCUUGUUCAGCUAUUUGUUAUUAUGUUUGCUAAGUUGUUUUUCAAGUACGCCACAUUUUACAAGGCUCGACGAUCUUUUGCACUCGGACGCAGUCCUCGUCUCAUCGCCGGCUACAUGGAUCAGCUCCAGCAGCCGGUGCAUGAUGAGCACACAGCAUCAACACCUCCCCCUGCUCUUAUAGUUAUGGGCGAGGAUAAAGUGCAGGUGGAGGAGCAGCCUCGUGGUUACAACUUAAUACAGAUGCCCGACGACCAGGGAGAUGGAGAUUUGACCAGGGCAAACAACCUGGUGACACUAGACCGAGUUUGGGGGUUAGAUGACAAGGACAUUAUUCUUCAGACCUCAACGGCACGGCCCAAAGAUCUGUGCUAUUCAUUCGCCUUGUUCAAGCUGCUACGAUGUCGGUUCGCAAAGUACACAGUUUCUGAGGCCGGCUUCAUCAAGACUAGUAAGUUUUUCAGGAAGACAUUACUCAAGGAUGAUGAUCAUUACGAGAGAGUGUUUGGGAUAAUUAAGGAUGAGCUUUCAUUCAUCAAUGAUUAUUAUUAUUCAUCCCUGCCAAUCUACUAUACCCAUCCUCUGCUUCCUGCCUUUGGCGUCACGCUUUCACUCUGGAGCAUCGGUUACUGUUUAUUUCUGGUUGUGGUCCUUGUGGACCCGACACUACGUUUCUUCAUUUAUGGAGACCCUGGCCAGAUAAUAUGUUGGGUGAAGUUGAAAACGCAACAUUGUGGAGAUAAUGAUACUACUGGUUUUGGACCUUAUGGAGUGUUCUUUAGAUACGGGAGUUUGUACUACGACAUGGUACCUUUAUAUUUAGCCAUUGCAGUGCUUGUGCUUGCAGAGGCGAGAGAGAUUGUUUCCUACAUCUGUUCCAACUGGACUAAAGUAGCCCUCAUUUGCCACCAUGUCAAUCAGGCUUGUUGGCAGCGAUCCCGUGUUGUGCAGAAAUGCAUUUGCUCCCUGUUGAAGUAUCGCAGAUGCAAGCUGGUGAACAAUUGGGACGACAAGAUGAAACAGUGCUCAGUUCUUGUGCUUCGCCGAAGGAAAACCCCACUUCUUCUGUGCCGACUCCUACGUUCACUAGACACAGGGAAGAAGGUGAAGGUACCAAACAUUGUGAAGGCCGCCAUCUUUGAAACACUCAAAGGAGAGAGCUUUACCACCGAGCAGGUUGACCAUGGAGCUGUCUGGUGCAUUCGACCACCGUCAUCUCCGGUUCCUCUCUCACAAUAUGGUUGCAGUGGCAGACAACCAGCUGGUUACACCAUACUCGUCUGGCACAUGGCCACAAGUGUGUUUGAGGUGAGCCAGCUCCCACAGCCAUCGGACUCGGACCACAAGACUGUCGCCACGCACCUGUCGCGCUACUGCACCUACUUGGUGACCAGCCGCCCUGAGCUGCUCCCUGACGAUGCUGAAUGGUGCCGUAACCUGUAUGAUCAGGUGAAGAAAGACGCCGACCGUCUCCUAGCCAAGGUGCAGGGAGUAGACCUGUAUGAUCAGCUCAUCCGAGUGCUGAGUGCAGACGACUCCAACCAUGAGGUCCUUAGGAAUGGCGCGAGGCUCGGGAAGGAGCUGGUGGAGGACUCUAUGGGAUGGGAGAAGCUGGCCCGCUUCUGGGUGGAGAUGAUCCUGUACGUCGCCCCAUCGGAGAACUUGGAAGCGCAUGCGGAGGCCAUUUCGCAUGGCGGCGAGCUGAUCACGCUCCUCUGGGCAAUGCUCGCACACGCCGGGAUCACCGGUAGGCUAGACGCUGCUGGUGUCGCAGCAGCUGCUGAAGAAGGAAGAGGGGUUUGCUAA